Molecule: messenger RNA, 6481 nt
Organism: Salmo salar (Atlantic salmon)
Lineage: Eukaryota; Metazoa; Chordata; Actinopteri; Salmoniformes; Salmonidae
Source: RefSeq, a predicted model, not a curated record
UGCAUUGCAUUGUUUAUUAUUGAGAGGCAGCUGACACAAACCUGGAGGAAAAGAGCAUCCCUCCUCGCGCUGUUCAUGACCUCCUCGUCUCCUCUCUGUCAGUCGGUCAUGCUAAAGUGGCUUCUUCCAGCCCCCCCCAGCCCCACUUGGUCCGCACACGGUUGGAGCGUACGUGCCUACCAGGAGUGUUAUGGUGAAGCGGACUGUCAAAGCAGCGAGAGAAGGCAUAUCUAAACUGUCAGGUAAUGAUCGAGAUAGCCUCUUCCUGUAUUUGCACCAGAAGAGCCACAGCCGCCCGUGUCAUGUGUAUCAGUGUAAUGCUUUCAGGGUUUGAGAUUAGCUCCAGACUGGUCGCUCUCACUCACAGAUAGGGAGCUGUGUGGUUCGUGGCAAUACUUCUCAACAAUAACCAUCCUAUUCUGGACAUCUAUUGCAUUUGAAAUUGUUCGUUCCGUUUCAAUGUCAUAAUGGACAGGUUGCACUCCUCCAUGCGUAAAAGGCUCUACAGUUUGCCACAGCAUAUUGGACAGAAAGCUUCUAUUAUGGGCGAAGGAGAAGACGGCGACAAGGACACCCGGAGGAAGAGUAUUAGGAUGAAACCCUUGCCGUCACCAACCUCCAGAGGAAGCUUCAAAGCCAUCGGGGAGACCAGAAGUGGGGACACAGUGAUCAUGGAGACGGACAUUGGGAGACCAACGAAGACCAGUUUAAACGGAGAUUGUCGGAGAUUUCGUGGCAGUCUCUCCUCAAUCACCAGUCGGCAUGUACACGACUCAGACUCGGCGGAGGAGAGGCACCUCAUCACAGAGGGGGACGUCACCCCGAGCGAGGAGAGCCCUGUCGGAGCUAUUGGCGGUGGGGCGGACCAAGGUGCGCAAGGCGCCAGCGGUGGUGGUGCUGGUGGUGCCCAACAUGCUUCUCUUGACCAGGAAUCAGGGUUCAUAAAGUUGGAUGGCAUUGAUCAAAUUUCGCCGGACGACGAGAGAUUGUACCAGGCAGGAUUCAUACACAGGCAGUUUGGGGCAAUGCUGCAACCGGGGGUCAACAAGUUCUCCCUAAGGAUGUUUGGGAGCGAAAAGGCAGUGGAACGGGAACAAGAGCGGGUUAAAUCCGCCGGAUUUUGGAUAAUUCAUCCUUACAGUGAUUUCAGGUUCUACUGGGACCUGACCAUGCUGCUACUGAUGGUGGGGAACCUGAUCGUCAUCCCGGUGGGCAUCACCUUCUUCAAAGACGAACACACGCCCCCCUGGAUCAUCUUCAACGUGAUCUCAGACACCUUCUUCCUCAUGGACCUGGUGCUCAACUUCCGCACUGGCAUCGUCAAGGAGGACAACACAGAGAUCAUCCUGGACCCACAACAGAUCAAGAUCAAGUACCUGAGGAGCUGGUUCGUGGUGGACUUCAUCUCCUCCAUACCUGUGGACUACAUCUUCCUCAUCGUGGAGACGCGCAUCGAUUCAGACUUCUACAAGACGGCCCGGGCGCUGAGGAUCGUCCGCUUCACCAAGAUCCUCAGCCUGCUCAGACUGCUCAGGCUGUCCAGGCUCAUCAGAUACAUUCACCAGUGGGAGGAGAUCUUCCAUAUGACCUAUGACCUGGCCAGUGCCAUGGUGCGUAUCGUCAACCUGAUUGGUAUGAUGCUGCUGCUAUGCCACUGGGACGGAUGUCUGCAGUUCCUGGUUCCCAUGCUGCAGGACUUCCCCCAGGACUGCUGGGUGUCCAAAAACAAAAUGGUGAACGACACAUGGGGCCAGCAGUACUCCUAUGCCCUGUUCAAAGCCAUGAGCCACAUGCUGUGUAUCGGGUACGGCAUGUACCCACCUGUGGGCAUGACGGACGUGUGGCUCACCAUCCUCAGCAUGAUCGUGGGCGCCACCUGCUAUGCCAUGUUCGUGGGUCACGCCACCGCACUCAUCCAGUCUCUGGACUCCUCCCGUCGGCAGUACCAGGAGAAGUACAAACAGGUGGAGCAGUACAUGUCCUUCCACAAGCUACCUGCUGAUAUGAGGCAGAGGAUCCAUGACUACUACGAGCAUCGCUACCAAGGCAAGAUGUUUGACGAGGAGAGCAUCCUGGGAGAACUCAACGAGCCACUCAGAGAGGAAAUCAUUAACUUUAACUGUCGAAAGCUGGUGGCUUCCAUGCCACUGUUUGCCAACGCGGACCCCAAUUUUGUGACCUCCAUGCUGACCAAGCUGCGCUUCGAGGUGUUCCAGCCUGGAGACUACAUCAUCAGAGAGGGCACCAUCGGCAAGAAGAUGUACUUCAUCCAGCACGGAGUGGUCAGCGUUCUCACUAAGGGCAACAAGGAAACCAAGCUCUCAGAUGGAUCCUACUUUGGGGAGAUCUGUCUGUUGACGCGGGGUAGAAGAACAGCCAGCGUCAGAGCAGACACCUACUGCCGUCUGUACUCGCUGUCUGUGGACAACUUCAACGAGGUCCUGGAAGAGUACCCCAUGAUGAGACGGGCCUUCGAGACCGUGGCUCUGGACCGGCUGGACCGCAUAGGGAAGAAGAACUCCCUCCUGCAGCACAAGGUGCAGCACGACCUGAGCUCCGGCGUUCUCAACUACCAGGAGAACGAGAUCAUCCAGCAGAUUGUGCAGCAUGACAGAGACAUGGCCACCUGUGCCCACCUCCUCCAGAACAUUCCUCCACCUCAGCCCCCGUCUCCGGGGCACACCCCCGUCAUCUGGGCUCCCCUCAUCCAGGCACCCCUGCAGGCUGCUGCCGCCACCACCUCUGUGGCCAUCGCCUUGACACACCACCCCCACCUCCCACACCUCCCCGCCGCGCUCUUCCGCCCGCCGGUCACGGUCCUGGGCUCCAGGAACCUCCAGGACCCUCCCCCCGGCCGGCUGAAGAAGUUCCACACGUCGGCGCCCACCUCCUUCAUGGGGCCUGACUCCCCCUCCAGCACCCCGUCAAAACUGCACUGCUCUGGGAUGGACACAGCCCUGCUGGCCUCCUUCCGGGCUCACCACACGACUCAGGGGUCAGGGGCAGCCAGCUCCAGUCAGCAGGCGUCCAGCAGCAGUGGAACCCAGCCUGGGCCUAGCGGGGCCUCCGCCUUUCCCUUUGGGCCUUUCUCCUCCUCCGGGGGCUCUCCCUCCCACAGCACGGCCCAGCUCCAUUCACAGCCCCAGACGCAGCAGCCAUUCCGCUGCACCACCCCGCCUCUUGCUGCCCUCUUCCAGCAGAGAGCCAUGGGGGGAGCAGGUAUGGGUGGAGCAACAGGGGGAGCUACUGGGGGGGCUACAGGUUGGUCUUCAGGAGGUGCUACCGGAGGUGAAAUAGGAGGAGCAAUAGGACGGGCUGAUGAGGGGGCCACGGGUGGGACAAUAAGAAGGGCCACUGGUUGGGGUAGACGUGGAUCUAUAGAAGGAUAUACUACUGGAGGGCAUAUAGGAGGAGCCACUGGGGGGUACUCAGGGAGGGCUAGUGGUGGGCACAUUAGAGGAACUAGUGGAGGCCAUAUGGGAGCUACUGGUGGAGCAAUGGGAGGGGCAGCUGGAGGGCAUAUAGGAGGGGCAAUGGGAGGGGCUAUAGGUGGAAUGACAAUUGGAGUUCUGGGUACCUCUAGUUCUGGUUGUAGUAUCAGCCCCCAGUCCACUGGUUCAUCCAGCAACAUUCCGCCCUGUCAACUGCUCCACAGCCAGCUGCCCCUAAAGCCUCCACAUGUGGGCUCCCUGCAGCAGUUUGCAGGCGGGGGCAGGACUCCUAGUGGGUUCUACCACUCCCCCCCUCCAGGCUCCCCAGCCUCCUCCUCCACCCAGCAGGCCCCAGAGGGCUCCCCGUCCCCCCUGGCCCAGUUCAGCCUGGCAGGCUUACAGUCUGGACUUCAGUCUGGCCUCCAGUCUGGCCUGGUCCCUCAGCUGUCCCUGGAGAGGUCUGCCCUGGCCUCGUUGGCCCAGUACGGCUCAGCUAACGGCUCACCCUGCUACACCCCCCUGGGGCCUAGCCCUACGGUCCAAAGCCCAGUCACAGGAAGGACUUUCCACUACAGCGACUCCUCCAGUACCACGGGGUCCCACAGCUCUCUGCUCAUGCCCCAGACCUCCCUCCCCAGCCAGCAGCACGCAGCCGGCAGUGAGUCUCUGCUGGGGCUGGGCAGCUUCUCUGAGGAGAUGAAACUAUUGUCCUGUUCUAACCCCUCCCUGCCCCAGGAUGUGGCCCAGGCCAUGGGAUACUCCUCACUCCCACGUUCCUCACCCCCUCACACCUCGCCCCCACGGUCCUCACCCCCACGGUCCUCACCCCCACGGUCCUCACCCCCACGCCCCUCCUCCAUGGAGCCAGGAUACUGCCUCUCCUCGCCCUACUCCUCCCCCAUCCUAGUGCCCAAACCCUGUAGCUCGGUGUCAGGUCACAUGGCUCCUCCUGUCCCUGCCCAGAUGUCUCCAGGACACCUGCAGCACCAGACUCAGUCCCCCGUGGCCUCCCCGGCCCUGCCGCCACGGAAAGGCUCGGCAGCCCACUCUGAACUAGAACCUGUCCACUCCAAACUAACCUCCAAUUUGUGAGGUCUGAUCACACCCUCCUGUGCACCCUCCCUGGACUAGUACACAAACAAUCUUCCUGUAUGAUGUCAUUCUCUUUUAGACUUCACUGUGUUCUAAUCGUUAUCAUUUCCACCAUCUUAAUAUUACUGUGAUUUAAAAGAUGACACUUAACCAGGUAACUUCGAGCUCCCUAGACUACUACUCUUUCUUUGUUUUUGUUUUGUCCUCUUCCCUUUUUUAUUCAUACGUAUAUACAUAGAAAUAUAUUUAAAAGAUAUGCUAAUCAAGGGACAGGAGGGUGUGAACAGAAAAUGAUAUCCAUUUAAGAGAUGGUCAUUUCUUUCUUUCUAACUAUGCCAAAUUCAUAUGAUGGGGUUUGGUUUGAUGGUUAGAUGGACAACACAAUAGUACUUUUUUGCAGGAACCUAUGCACUAAUACCUGCAUGUAUAGAUGCUUUUUUGUGUGUUUUAAAAGAACAGAAUCAACCUUUUCAGCGGAAAUACAUGCUUCAAUAAGAGCAGACUGACAUAUUUUUUCAUCCCAUACAGGAUCACAUAUUGUUGAUCCUUAAUCAUCUAUUAUCAAUUAGAUUACUUAUUUAUCCACUGUAUAGACUUUAUGAAACCUUCCAAGGUGGAGAAGAGAUUUUAGGAAACCAAAAAGAAUUUGCCUCCCCUUUGGCCUGUGUGUCAUUGUUGUAUUGUCGUAAUAUUGGGGGGUGUUGAGUGGGCUACAGGCCCUCCAUCCCUGUAGUGAGACAGACAUCAAGUAUAAUGUGUUAGUGAUAGGCUUCCUGCAGUGUCCUCAACCCUGUCCUAACAAAUUCACUUUGUCUUCCAAGCUCAUCAUGCCGCAAAUGUUUUGGAUGGACAAGGACAAGUUGAGCCCUGCAAUCUGUGUGCUAGUGGACAGAGUGUGUGCAUUUAUGUGUGUGUGUGAUAGUGACUGAGUGUGAGUGUGUGUUUGAGUGUGUGUCUGUGUGUUUAAGAGAGAGAGAGAGAAAGAGAGGGAGAGGAGUCUAAUGCAAGGGAAGAUCUUGCCGGACUAACCAAGGGGGGUUUUGCCUUUUCACAAAACUAGGACUACCAUCCCAACUUGUGUGUGGACUUGUGUACCUCCAGGACCCUUCAAUCUCUCAAUGCUAGAGAACACUACACUCACUACUGCUCCCAGAGCCAUUAAUCACACAUACUUCACAGUCAGAUAAUGUAGCAAAUACACAGGAAAUAGACAAUUUGGACAUAAGCAAUUACGUUUGUUAUUGUAAUGAUAUCAGAUACCUGUUGAAGUGCUGCUUGAUAGAAAGAUCUUACCACUCCACAUUACUACCCACAGCUGCUAUAAGGUCAACAUAGACAUUCUCCCACAUUGAAUGCCAGUGUUGAGUUGAACAUGUUGAAUGUAUGCGCAUUUCAUUUAUUUUUAUUUCGAAUAAAUAUGGGUUAUGCUGUUUUACAUCAAGGAGGUACAGACAGAAAGACGGGUCAUGACGGAAUAGAAAUGGUAGUUGUGGACAGUUUCAUAGUCCUGUAUGUUGAGCUUAAUCCCAGCGGACAAGAAUGGUUGAAAUUACUUCAUUCCAGCCAGAUAACAUGACAUCAUUUCAACCAACCAGCUGUAUGCCUGGCUGUGUGUUCUGUAAAGAUGGGUAGCAGUAAUCACCUCUGCUUCUCUCCACAGCCCAUCCCUUUCCUGCUCUCCUGCCCAUCAUAAGGAGCAGCAUGUUACCCUGGGUUCAGACAGCUGGGUCCAUCUCUAUCUCAGUCACACCACUCAGCCACAACACUCUUUUUUAACAGCACAGCACAGCCCCUGACCUCUGACCCGUGUAGGCCAGCAUGGGCUAGUUGACAGAAGUGCACAGUGACCACACUCUAGUCCCUCAUUACUACCUCUCUCAGCAGGCCUGUAACAAGGGCUAACCACACACACACACACACACACACACACACACACACACACACACACACACACACAC